CUUACCUGAGCAGACAGUCUAAGGUGUGCAGGGGUGGGGUGUGUGGGAUGCAGUGGGGAGUUCUGCUCCACACAGUCACUCAGGGGCCCAGGCUGAUGGAGGCUCUGCUGUCUGCCACCCCUGCUUUCCAAGGUCACCCUGGGCAUUGGCCUCGAGCCAGCAGAAGAGAGAAGAGCGAGGGAGGAGAUACGACAUCACGGUGGGGACGCGGUGCCUGCGUGUGGGUGCAAGGGGCUCUGGGAACACGGUCCUUGCUGGGGCAGCUGCCUGCCAAGUCGUGACCACAUUACGGAAGAGGGCAAAGGACUCCUUGCUGCCCGCUAGCCUCUUCAGACCUAGAGGAGCAAGAGAGUAGGCCGAGAGAAAAUCUCUAACUGAAGAGACGUCCCAGGUGCCAGCAGUUAGCUUCCAGCCCGUUCCUCCUCUGCCCCAUCCCUGGGCCCAGCCGACGGGCAGCUCUGGAUCUCGCCCGCAGGUGGGAGCACCGUAGGCAGCUUCCUGGACAGAGAUGAACGAGUCAGGGGUUCCUUCAGUGGAAGCAGACGAGCGUCCUGCGUUGAGGACCUGCUGAUGGAUGAAGAAUAUAUAAGGAAGUCCUUGGCAGUUUGAAUCCCGGUGCGACGACGGAGUAGGCGGUGGGAUCUUGCUGGCUGUCUGACUAGUCCUUUCUCUGCCUUGCUUGUUUGAGCUUCAGCAGAAUUCAAAAUGGCUGGCGGUAAGGCUGGGAAGGACUCCGGAAAGGCCAAGACAAAGGCGGUUUUCCGCUCACAGAGAGCCGGCUUGCAGUUCCCAGUGGCCCAUAUUCAUCGACACCUGAAAUCUAGGAUGACCAGUCAUGGACGUGUGGGUGCGACUGCCGCUGUGAACAGCGCAGCCAUCCUGGAGUACCUCACCGCAGAGGUACUUGAAUUGGCAGGAAAUGCACUGAAAGACUUGAAGGUAAAGCGUAUUAUCUCUCGUCACUUGCAACUUGCUAUUCUUGGAGAUGAAGAAUUGGAUUCCCUCAUCAAGGCUACAAGUGCUGGUGGUGGUGUUAUUCCACACUCCCACAAAUCUCUGAUUGGUAAGAAAGGACAACAGAAGACUGUUUAAAGGAUGCCUGGAUUCCUUAUUAUCUCAGGACUCUACAUACUCUUUUUUUUUUUUUAAUUUAUGAUAGUCACAGAGAGAGAGAGAAAGAGAGAGAGGCAGAGACAUAGGCAGAGGGAGAAGCAGGCUCCAUGCACCGGGAGCCCGACGUGGGAUUCGAUCCUGGGUUUCCAGGAUCGUGCCCUGGGCCAAAGGCAGGCGCCAAACCGCUGCGCCAUCCAGGGAUCCCCAUACUCUUAACAGCUGUCCAGUGUUGGUGAUUCCAGUGGACUGUAUCUCUGUGAAAAACACAAUUUUGCCUUUUUGUAAUUCUAUUUGAGCAAGUUGUAAGUUUAAUUAGCUUUCCAACACACCAAAUUUCUGCAUUUGAGUCGUAACCAUAUUUUAGUGUUACUGUGGCUUCAAAGAAGCUAUUGAUUCUGAAGUACUGGGUUUUGAUUGAGUUGACUGUCUUUAAAAAACUGUUUGGAUUUUAAUUGUGAUGCAGAAGUUAUAGUAACAAACAUUUGGUUUUGUACAGACAUUAUUUCCACUCCAGUGGAUAAGCUCAAUAAAAGUCAUAUCCAAAAAAAAAAAAA
Nyctereutes procyonoides (raccoon dog) is the source of this 1667-nucleotide messenger RNA. RefSeq names its product histone H2A.Z-like. The transcript is spliced from 2 exons. Lineage: Eukaryota; Metazoa; Chordata; Mammalia; Carnivora; Canidae. Gene Ontology annotation, cellular component: nucleosome. Gene Ontology annotation, molecular function: structural constituent of chromatin; protein heterodimerization activity; DNA binding. The record is from RefSeq and is a predicted model, not a curated record. The coding region runs from base 706 to 1092 and encodes 128 amino acids.